This is a messenger RNA of Macrosiphum euphorbiae (potato aphid), 300 nucleotides long. The record is from the annotation of a GenBank genome assembly. NCBI's taxonomy places the organism in Eukaryota, Metazoa, Arthropoda, Insecta, Hemiptera, Aphididae.
AUGGACGCUUUAAAGGAUACGUUAACUACGCAAACAAACACCCAAUUCGUAUCCGUGGGAGAUCUCACGAUUGAAAAACCAUACCCGAUAUCGAAGAUGGUUAACCGGGACACGCAGUACGGGAGGGCAAUCAUAUGCACACUCGAAGGUGAUGGAGGGGGCCGCCUAGAAACAUAUCUACCCAAGUCCAUACAGCUGGAGGAUGAAGAAAUAUUGGAAUUCAAUGCCCGGACUAAUAAAAAUUUGAAACUAGUGUACAAGGGUCGGCGGGGGAGGGCUUUUAAUAUCGCGUUCGAGUAG